This is a messenger RNA of Diutina rugosa, 1011 nucleotides long. RefSeq lists its product as uncharacterized. The record is from RefSeq and is a predicted model, not a curated record. Gene Ontology annotation, cellular component: endoplasmic reticulum. The transcript has a single exon. Gene Ontology annotation, molecular function: adenyl-nucleotide exchange factor activity. Bases 1 to 1011 code for a protein of 336 amino acids. NCBI's taxonomy places the organism in Eukaryota, Fungi, Ascomycota, Pichiomycetes, Serinales, Debaryomycetaceae.
AUGCGUACCAGUGUCCUCUUCACGUUAGCGGCGGCGUUGGCCGCCGAAACCAUCUGUGCCUCUGACCACGACUGCUACCCGAAGGUGUUCGUCCCCACCAACGACUGGCAGGAGAUCCGCCCCGGCCAGGACAUCCCCCCGGGGCUCCACGUCCGCCUCAACGUCGACACGUUGAAGCGCGAGGCCAAGCUCAUGGCCGACGACGAUUCCGGCGACGUCAACGCCGUCUACGUCAACCCGGACCACCAGGAACAGGUGGCAAUCUACAAGCCCCAGCUCCACGAAAACAUUGACUCGUGGCAGGCGGCGGUCGACGAGAUCUUGGGCGGGGGCACCCGCCUCGAACCCGCACUCGACAUCGUUGCUGACCUCUCCCACGACUUGGAGCACGGCGCCAAGCUUACCCACAACCCCGAGAUCUUCCCUAGACUCCUCGUACUUGCCAAGGAACACCCCGACCUCCAGGACUCCAUCUACCGCAUCAUGGCCUCGCUGUUGCGCAACAACCCCGACGCCGUCCAGCAGGCGCUUGAUCUGCCUCAUAACGACGCCACCGUGUCUGAAUUGCUUCGCCAGCUUCCUUCGAGUGACGACACCCUCCAGAAACGCAUUUUGGGCGUGGUGCUGCCCCUCACUACUCCCAGCCAGUUGAUGGAGUACUACCCUUACUUAGGCCCCGAAGCCCGGCUGCGGUUAUUUAACAUUCUCGAGGACGACCUGGCGAAGCGGGACCAGGGCCAGGCCCCCGACGAACAGGUGCUGGUAUACUUGCAGAAGCGGGUGCCGUUAGUGCCCAAGGACAAGUUCGACAACUACUUGGACGCCCUCAUUGACUUGCACAAGAACAACGAGGACCUCAAUGCCAACGACGAGUUCCUCACCUGGUUGGCGGACGAGGUGGAGAAGACGAAGGGGGCGAGCCCCGAGAUGCACAAGCGCUUGCUUGAUGCUCGCCACAACGUGUUUGGUAAUCCGAUGGCCAUGCGCAAGGCCUUAGCUGAUGAGUUAUAG